UGUUGGCGGGGAAGGUCCAAUCUUUGGCGCUCGUCCUGGCCCCGCGUGUUUUUCGGUACGUUCGGCUCAGAUCCGCAGAACACGUAUAGUUGUUGCUGCUGUCGACAGUUUUCGAGUGUGAGCAAACAUUCGAGGUAGGCGCAGAUCGAGCGAGCGAGCGAGCGAGCGAGAGAGAGAGAGAGAGAAUGGCGAUGGCUAUGGCGAUGGCGGGUUCAGUGACGGAAAGUGAGGUGGUGCUCGGAGCGCUCUCGAGGGAGCGCGGGCUGUUGUCGCGCUCGCGCUCCGCGUCCCUUCUGGGCGCAAGCUCGUUUCAGAUCACCCGGCCCAACGCAGGCAGGAGCGGCUCAGUUGGCAGCUGCAUAUGUUUCUCCCUCAGAUACAGCAACGCGGGAUCGAGUGCCUCGGAGGCGGUGAGGGUGACCCGUUGCACUGCAGAGCAAUCUCAGUUGGCCACGACUGUCGAGCCAGUGAAAACGAAUUUAAACCCCUCGAGGCGAAUGGCUAUGGUGUCCUUGCUCGCCGCCAUCACCGCCUCAACGCCCCAGUCGGCGUCCGCUGCUGCGGACGACCGCCAGUCGUCCGAUACACCCCCGACUACCUCUCCUAGGACGGGCCGGUCUUCAUCCCACGCUGAUCUUCUGUCUUCCAAGACAAUUUUCACACCGCUGGGACAGGACUAUUUGAACAGGGCCGUUCUGCUGGCAACGCUGCCAAUAUUCAUGAAGUUUUGGAAUCAUCCGUCUUCAGUGCCAGAGCUCGCUUAUGCCGGUGCUGACCAUGGUGGGGAGGUGCGCAGCAGGCAUGAAGAGCCCUCCAGUGAGGAAUUCAAGGCGCCUACGUUCUUGAUGUCAAAUGGACCCGAUAUGAAGGAACAAAUUAGGGAAAUGAAAGCAGCAGAGCAGCGCUGGAAACAGCAGGUCAGGGAUGGAAGGAUAAAGUCCCUGUCCCCGAAGGAAGCAGGGUAUGCAAUUCAAUUGUCAAGCAGCGUUCUACUUGAUGUGCGACCCUCCUUUGAGAGGAAUAAGUCCUGGGUGAAAAACUCAGUCUGGGUUCCGGCAUUUGAAGUUGAUAGAGGCAUGGAUCCAGGGACGCUGAUGAAAAAGUUUUCGGCCUUCACAAUGGGGGGUUGGUGGGAAGGCACGGCGCUGAUGAAAAGAAAUGAGCGUUUUAUGGCAGAUGUGGUUGCAAGGAUCCCAAAGGACGCAAAUGUAAUUGUCUCGUGCCAGAAAGGAUUAAGAUCUUUAGCAGCUUGUGAACAGCUUCUAAAAGUAGGGUACAAAAAUGUUUCAUGGUUGAACGGAGGGUACGAUGCGGCAGAGGACGGGGACUUUGAGACGGAAGGAUCGCAACCACUCAAAUUUGCUGGUAUUGGCGGGAUGUCAGAGUUCUUAGGGUGGACUGAUGUGCAGAGGCUGCAAGCAGCGAAGGAAGGCAUCGGAUAUAGGUUGAUGUUGUUUGGAAGAUUGGCCCUUGUCAUUGCAGCAGCGGAUGCCCUUUUGGUCGGUGCCCAGAAGCUAAAUGAAGUUUUACGUCACUAAAAUCUUACAUCCCGAGAGCACACCACCUCCACAUGACAUAUCUGCAGCCUUCCAUCCUACCAUCCUUCUCCUCUCUCUCUCUCUCUCUCUCUCUCUCUCUCUCUCUCUCUCUCUCUCUCUCUCUCUCUCUCUCUCUAUCUCUGUGUGUGUGUGUGCGUGUGUGUGUGUGUGUGUGUGUGUGUGUGUGUGUGUGUGUGUGUGUGUGUGCUUCCUUCCAUUUUUCCCCUCUUUCCUCGCCUUCAUUCGUCUCGUCUUCUUGGUCAUUCCUAUCGCUUUUCAGAUUCCUCUUUCCGGAAGAAAUCUUGUUUAUAUUCCCAUCCUGUAGAGCGGUUAGGAUAUUUAUAGAAGAGUCAGUUUAGCAUGACGUGAUACCCUAGCUUCCAUGUUAUCAAUAAAACAUUUUUUUCAGACAUUGCUCGUCUGUUUUCCCCAUUGCUGGGGAGUUAACAAAUGCCUUAUGCACAU
Messenger RNA from Chara braunii, 2003 nucleotides. The record is from the annotation of a GenBank genome assembly. Lineage: Eukaryota; Viridiplantae; Streptophyta; Charophyceae; Charales; Characeae.